UAUUCGAAUCCGCAUCCGCUGAGGUACAGCAAUCGCUGCUAUCGCUCGUGUGAGUAGUCAACGAAGUCGUCGUUUUCGUUUUGUUGCGUUUGUGAUCCUGCAAGGAUCCACGGACGUUUCCCAUUUCUCUGAUCGGAGAUUUUUGGGGUGAAUUGUGCGGUGGUGUUGUGGACGAAUUACGGAACAAUCGAAGGAAGAUAAUUGGAUAAUUGUUUGUGAUGUGAAUCAAUAUGUGGAAUUAAGGUACCACUGGUGGAAAAUAAAUCGACUGGAGAAUGUGAACCGAAGACCUGUUUAGCGGAAACAAUAUACCAUCUGUGAGUGUGGGUUUUGGUGACAGGUGAUCAUAUGCAUUGUGUUCUAUGUGUGAUCCGAGAUCUAGUUUAGUGUAACAAUAAUAUCGAACAUCAACGGUUUAGUGCUGACAAGAUUGUUUUCGAAAGAGUUUGAUUAUACCUACCUGUAGUUUAGAUUAACCUUGUCUAAAGGUAGAAAAUCAGGGGAAACUUAAACAAAACAUCAAGUGAUCGUGAGUCAAUUGUGUAUGUUUGUUAUCACAGUGAUUGUGUCGACUGAAACUAAAGAAGAUAUCAUCUCGUGCUGAUCCUGAACAGGUGUUCAAGUGUUAAACGUGGAACGAGCUGAUAGAAGUGUAAUCGGACUAAUUUCCAGAGCCUGCUACAAAAAGCCAGUAUGGAGUCGGACGGAGAACGUGACAACGGCUACAGCCACUACAACUCACCUCAACAUCAGCAGUCGGCACAGCAGAGCUAUCACCGAUCCUACGAGGAUUACAUCCACCCCCUGCAGCAACAGCAGCAGCAACAGAGCCAACAAUCCCAGUCACAGAACACAGCAGCCGGUUCCCCGCUGCCAGGUUUGUCCGGUCAGCACUCGGCUGGUGGUGCCGGCAGUAUGCUAGCACCACCGAGUCCCAGCAUGCAUGGCUCCGGCAGUAACGGCAUGAUGUCCUCCCCGCUGAUGCAAUCCCACUCGCCCCUGCUUUCGUCGAAUCCCUCCCUGCUGAACUCACAGUCCCCGUUGCUAUCCAACUCCCCACUGAUGAGCCAGUAUUCCCCCUACCAAGAUGUCAUACCCACCAUCCUACCCCAGGAUGAGCCCGGCGGAUGGGGUGGCUACGCACUGGCACCCGGCCCCUAUCAGAGUGAGUUCUGUGCAUCGAACUAUGGCGUACUGCACCAGCGGCAACAGUACGGCCCGGGAGGUCAUGGGAAAAUGGGCCCGCACGGAUCGCUGAAAAGUGCCAAAGAAGCACGCAUCCGACGGCCCAUGAACGCAUUCAUGGUAUGGGCCAAGGUGGAACGGAAAAAGCUGGCGGACGAGAAUCCAGACCUACACAAUGCCGAUCUCAGUAAAAUGCUAGGGAAGAAAUGGCGUUCAUUGACGCCACAGGAUCGCCGACCGUACGUCGAGGAAGCCGAACGACUUCGAGUGAUCCACAUGACCGAACAUCCAAACUACAAAUAUCGACCACGCCGUCGGAAGCAAGCUAAAACCAGAGGUGGAGGUCCGGGUUCAAAUGGAGGAGCAGGUGUUCAAUCCGUACUAAACAAUACUCAGAACACCAACGUGAGUAAUUCCUCCCCAAGCGAACUGAACUUUGACGGUGAUUCGUCUCAACGAAUGAGCCCGUACAGUUACAAUCCGCAUUACUACUCUGGAGCAAAUAACGUCCUAAACACACCUGACUCAAGUCCAACGCAAACUCCAUCGCCGGCUCCACCAACGGUAGUACCGGGAUCAGCUUCCGGUAACAGCAGAAAACACACCGGUAACUCUGUUGAUGUUAGCCAAAAGCUUGAUGAUGUCUCUUCGGCACUUCCCACGCCGGAAAUGAGUCCACUGGAAUUGGAAAAAGAAGCCUACAAUGGACUUCACGCUAGUUACGACGAUCUGAAGAGCAAACAGAAACUUUCAUACGAAAACUACAACCACAUCAAGAGUGAACAAAAACUGCCCGCCACGUUUCCAAAUAACUACGACCAUGACAGUGAAAUUAAGCGAGAAUACAGUUCAGCUGGAUCCUAUUUGAGUUCUGGAUCAGAAAAACGAUACUGUUAUGAUCCAUCGUUGAGCAACGGCAUUCAUGAUAAGCGAAACUACCUCUGCGCCAGCAGUGGAUCGACGACGACUACUGCUAUGGUCAACGGAAUGUAUGUCAUGUGUACCAACCGAAGCAUCCUGGACCAAGGUCACAUCGUUACUGGGACCUACUUUCCUCCGUUGGCCACUUCGGAGGAUCACCAAACGUUGGGUACCACUCUCACCAACAGUCAUGUGUCGCAUCUCAGUACAAACAGCAAUAGCAAUAGUAGUAAUCACAAUCACGGCAAUAGCAACAACAUCAGCAGCAAUGUCUCAAACAGUCUGAACAAGAUCAGCAACGGAUUGGUUAGCAGUAUUCAUCUCAGCAGCAGCGGUAACUCUAAUCCACUAACGCAACAAUCAACGCACCAGGCAUCGCUAACAGCCGACCAAAUCAACAAUUAUUACGGCGUCAACUCACUCUCAUCCGGUCUGCCAGCGUACUCGUAUGCCUACAAAGAUUACGGCAUAACUUACGAGUCACCCUCGAUGGGACAGGAUGAAAUGGACUCUCGAGAACUGGACAAAUACCUGAAAUAUCCUGACAGCAAUCACAACUUCAACAGUUAUGAAUCGUACCAUCACGGUGGUGCUAUCUACGGUCAUCCGCAGACCGAUUACUACAGUUAUCAUCAGCAGAACGCGAGUCUCCUGGCCCAGCAACAACAGCAGCAGCAGCAACAACAACAACAACAACAACAACAACAGCAGCAACUACCCGUAGGAUCAGCAUCACCAGCCGGCAGUAAUCAUGGAUCUGGUUCCGCUGGGACCAGUAGUGGAAAAGCUGAUGGUAUGAUUGGUGCAUCCGGUCAUCUACCGACAACUCCCGUGGCACUGUAUGCACUUCCAUUACAGCACUCCCAACUGGCGGCAGCUCAACAGCAACAGCAGCAGCAGCAGCAGCAACAUCAGCAACAGCAACAUCACCACCAUCUCCACCAUCAGCAGCAGCAGCACUCCCAGGCGCUUCAUCCCCAUGGACCGAGCGCACAUGGUAUGACCUACGUCACCAGUGAGCAGUUGAAAGACGACGAAUUCAGCAACAUACUGGCCGGGAACAAUAUUCAGAAGAAAUGCCCAAACGCAGUUCAAAGGAAUGCAAUAACUGGACAUCUGUGAACAAUAAAAUAAAUACCCGUAGUUUGUAAAUAUUUAGCUCUAGCAUCAUUUCUUCAUGUUAAUACCUUAAGUGUACGACAAAAUGAAACCUGUAAAUAUUUGUUUAGAUCAAGAAACAGCUUCAUAUCAGUAUUUAAUGUUUACUUUUUUCUAGAACAAUGAUCACUCGUUAGUAUUGCAAUACGUUUGCCAGUUUUGGGUAAACUUUCUAUGCACUUGUCCAACCCCUAACAAGAGGAUCUUCAUUCCACACGCACACGAAAAAAAAAACAAAACAAAUUUCAAUUGGAAGAUUUUCAGCAACCCACCGUGAGUUUCGAAGAAGCAAUAUAACUAGCAAAGAACCAACAGAUCGCGUGGGAAUCGGUAUUAGUGCGCCAAUUACGAGAAACAAAUAUAAAGCAUCCGUUUGAAUUAGUUCUAGGUUUACAAUUAGCGCUUUCGUCGUUCAGGAAGCACAGAGAAUAAGAAAAUUUAUUGAAAAAAAAUUCGUCAAGAAAACCAAAGGUUUCCGAUGCGGCAAAAUCGACUGGUAUUUUUAUCGGUUCUCAGAAUGAGUGAAUGGAAUACACACUAGUUGAGGAUACCCGCUUGUACAUAGCCAAUAACAAGGAAAUAAAAGACACGGAAGGCAAAAGACACGACCUGUAAUUGAGUGUUAAUAAAUAACCAUAAAUUAAUUACUUUAGCGAAUUAUUGCGGGCGCUAAGAUUUAUAGGAAACGAUCUGUUCCUGACUUUAGAGAUGUUUCCCCGUCCGCUAGUCCCGAUUGCUCUCACGGAAACCAUCACCGCGAGACGGGCACCCAAUCCACGAUUGUGGGUUUGGUGUGGAAAUGGUGGAACAGAUUAAUGAAGUCAUUUGUAUGCAGCUCAGUUGUACAGCUGAAUUUUUGAUGAUGAAACAGAGACUGCAAUCGGUCGCGUUCGGUUCUCGGUUAUUUUUAAUGAUGAUACAAAAAAAAAUAAUAUUCUUAUAUACCUACCUAAACAUAUGUACGGGAUUGCAUGCCUCAUCAUCGUGAUUUCUUCUAAUGAUUCGUACGUUUCUGAGCUGUGCUGCUCUAUUGCUAUAAACCGUAGACGUGCCCAUUAGCGUUAGUAAGUCAAACAGGAGAAAACAGUCGUAAUUAGUGCUCAGUGUAGACUCACAUCCAUAGGCUGGAAAAUAAUUUAUUAGUAAAUUAGCUACGUUUGGUUCUGUGAGCACGAAGAUGCACUCCAGUAUGGAUGUUAUCAUACAGCCGUAGUAUUAAAGUCUGAGUGAAACAUAAUCGAGCUCUCGGUGAGACACCUUAGUUUAAAAAUAAGAUACGGAUGAAUAUUUGAAAUGUUCAAACUGAAAUCUGAAAUA
This is a messenger RNA of Topomyia yanbarensis, 4581 nucleotides long. It is a transcript of the gene Sox15, whose product is annotated as putative transcription factor SOX-15. The record is from RefSeq and is a predicted model, not a curated record. NCBI's taxonomy places the organism in Eukaryota, Metazoa, Arthropoda, Insecta, Diptera, Culicidae. Bases 694 to 3228 code for a protein of 844 amino acids. Gene Ontology annotation, molecular function: DNA-binding transcription factor activity, RNA polymerase II-specific; RNA polymerase II cis-regulatory region sequence-specific DNA binding. Gene Ontology annotation, biological process: anatomical structure morphogenesis; cell differentiation; regulation of DNA-templated transcription. The transcript is spliced from 4 exons.